AAGACGAAAGGUUAUGACAUCUUAAAACAUUAAUUUUUAAUUAAGCAUACAAUUGAGUAAAUGUAAAUAUAUGUGAUGACAUGUCAUAUUCUACAUGUAUUGUUGAUAUCAUUUACAAGGACUGACAAUCGAUUACUAGAAUGGCAUUAGUGAUGUCACUCGGGUUUAAAUCAAAGUGUGCCUUUUACCAAAGUACUGCAGACCGCGAAAUAAGAAACUAUUUCUGUAAGUUGACAACAGCUGAUAUAUAUGUGCGACUGUUCGGUUUAAAUAGAAACUUACAUGUAAGAUAACAUAUUUUAUAAAUAUUUUGGUUUUUUUUUUUUUUUUAGAAUUUCGUUAAUACACAAGUUUCUAAGAAAUAUUCCUAAAUAUAAAAUGCUUUUAACAUCACAAUGAGGGUGAAUACUGCAUUGUUUCGGAAAAAGCCAUAAGGCAAAAUCCGGAAAAAUUCACAGAUACGAUUUUAACAUUCACAGUUUGAUGACGUGGGAGUAGACAUGAAGCGAGGUAUAUAGCGGAUUCACACCUGGGUAUGGUACACAAAAACUAAAUCAUGGCAGAAAGAUCUAUGUUUUCCAAAGAAGAGAGAAAUUUUUGGAUCCUAGAUGUUUUGAUUAAACACGUUGCUCCUCCGGCAGUGAGGAAGCAGUUUGACGUUAUUGUGCCACCAAAUGAUCUAGCCAACGUACUAAACAAUAACGCCAAGAUACUUCAAAUGCUUUUCAGUAAGAAAGUUAUCAAUGUUUAUCAACAAGACGUACUCCUUCGCGUUCCAGGCGUGAAAAUACCAACAAUAUCUGCAGUAUCUACCUCUGGAAAGAAAGCUGCUUCUUCGGAAGACUUUGAUCUAACCUUGAUGAUUUGCCUUCUUCGAAAUCUAAACCUUGUAUCCGAACCUGCCACCGGAUGGGACCAAGUUCCACCUCACAGCGAUAAUUCCCUGGGUGCGAAUAUGACCAGAAUCAAAGUGUACAGAAACAAGUUAGCUCAUCCAUCAAAGAAUCGAAUGAGAGAUCAUUCAUUUAAAAAGAUAUGGGCUUCAUUAAAAAAGGCUUUGAGCGAGAUUAGUGAAGGCGAAACUGAUGAGAAGGUACGUGAGAUAGAAACAUUUGACUUUGAUGGAUCCAACAGAGAACAGCUUCUAUGUAAAAUACAACAGGGUUUACAUGAAAUGCAGAAUGAGUUGCAAUUCCAUCGUAAUCUGAAAGAAAAUACGACAAACGUGUUAAAAGAAUGGAAGUCUGAAUUGGAGGUUUUCUACAGAACUAGGGGAACAGCGGAAGUGUUAGAGAGAAUUCGGACUAACAACACCGUAAUGAUAAUUGGAAACUCUGGUGCUGGAAAAUCAACAACAAUGAAGUAUGUAUCCCUUCUACUCGAAGAAGAAGGGUAUGAAAUAAUCCCGGUAAGCUCAGCCAAUGAUAUACCAUUUCAGAGAUUCAGUGACCGAAGACAAAUAUUUGUUAUUGAUGAUAUAUUUGGUAAAUAUCGAGUGGACAGUGUGAUAUUUGAGACGUGGAGAAGAUUGAAUGACCGUCUCAAGGUCAUAUUUAGGGACAAAAACGCCAAGCUGCUGUGUACUUUGCGACGACAGUUGCAAAACGAUAUCAGUCAUUUUUUAUAUGAAACAAUUUUUGAUACAACUGUUGUUGAUCUUGACUCUUCUGAUUUAACCUUGUCUGAAAUCGAAAAGAAGGGAAUGUUUGAAAAGCACUUGUUACAUCAAAACAUAAAGAUGCAAUUUGAUGAAGUUUCACUCCGAAAAAUAUGUAGCUGUAAAUAUGCAUUUCCAUUAAUGUGUAGAUUGUAUUCCUCAAAUUCUGAUUUCUUAAAGAGAAAGGCGAACUUUUUUUCUUCACCAUCAGAAAUCCUUAAAGAAGAGUUUUAUCACUUACAGAAAGAGAAUAAUGAGGUAUAUUGUGUUUUGGUGCUGGUCGUAAUUUUUCAUCCUGAAGAACUCAAAAACAUUUUUGAUAUAACUUGUGAAAUCAAUAGAAAAGAUGAUUAUAGCUUGGUAUUAGAAGCGUGUGGUGUAGGAGAAUUCAUCUCAAGGACAAGUCUCUAUAACCAGUUGCUUUCUUUGACUGGUGUUUUUGUUGGAUUAGAUAAUCCUUUCACAUUCAUUCAUGAUAAUAUUGAAGAUACUGUUGCUUUCCAUUUUGGCUCCUGUUUUCCAAAGGUAAUGUUUCAGUGCUGUAAAAGAACAUUUUUAAGAGAACGGAUUCGAAUUACACGACAUGAAAUAGACGAUGAAAAUGUUUUAGUUAUCAAACGUUCAUCCUAUGACGACCUAUCGCAGAGACUUUUAAAGGAGAUUAUCAAUGGGAAAUUUCAUGAUAUUCUUUUGAGCGAGCCAUUGCAAAACAGAGGUUUUGUACAUUAUUUUGUGUCCCACAUUGAAAAGAAUGGAAUAUCUCUGAAUCAUUUGGAAUCCAUACUCUGUACAGAGAUGCUAUUACCGUCAUAUCUACAAGUUGGGAAGAACUUGAGGGAUAUCACAAACAUAAACAGAGAGGCGUUGACAGAAAUUCUGCAGAGCAGCAAAUGUCGGUUCAUCUACUGGGUAGCUGCGACAGGCAGUCAUUUGCUGUUUCAUCACAUUUUUGAAAGACAAAAGGGUAUUGCUCGAGAAUUGUACGAAAGUUAUACUUUGAUUAAUGAUCUCUUACAUAUAGCAGUACUAGGUGGAAGUAUAGAUAUCAUAAAAUCACUUAUAGAAAGGGGAGCUAAUGUCAAUUCUUUUGACAAAUAUGGCACCCCAUUGCUGUGUAAAAUUGCGGGAACGAAACGAUGUGACAUUGCGAAACUAUUAUUAGAAGAAGGUGUUUAUAUAAAUCAAGUAGAUGAGGUUCUAGGAUGGACUGCUUGUCAUGUAGCUUCCUGGUUUAACCAUGUUGAAAUGUUAAAAUUGCUUUUGAGUAGAGGAGCUACUGUUAAUGAAUUUGAUUUUAAAUCCCGGGUGCCUUUGGUUCUAGCAGUGCAGAAGAACAAUGAACAAUCCGUGUCAGUUUUGUUGAGCUAUGGUGCUUAUGCUCCUGAUGAAUAUCUCAUCUUUGCUACACCAUUCACAUCCGAUGAUCUUUUGGGAGAAGCUUUACACAAUAAAAAUUCUGAAAUAAUUCAAAUGCUCUUAAACUCCGGUAAGGUGGUAAAUUCUAUCGGCGUAUCAUUCCCUUUGUCAUUUUUAGAGAAGGGUGUGGUGAAGGAGAGGUUGGCAUUGUUUCUGAAAUCAAUUACCGGUAGAGCAAAUAACUCCAGGGCACGUCUUUGGGGUGAUUUUGUUAACGUGUGUGAUGCUAUUUGCAAAAAUGAUAUACAUAUGAUUCAUAAGAUAUUCAACAAAAUCAAAAAAAUGAAUAGGUAUUCCGCUGUCAGAGGUAUACACGUUAAUGACAAAAGAGAGGUUUCGCUAGCAAACUUCCAUCAAAAUUAUUUGCUAUUUACUCCACUUCAUAUCUCAGCUGUAUGUGAUAAUUUCAUCGCAGCGAAGGCUUUGAUGAGUUACGGUGCAAAUCCAUUUCAAAAAGAUGCCCAUGGCAGAACUGCGCUUCACUUCGCAAAUAGUAGGGCUAUGAUUAAAGUUCUUUUGUCCACAAGAACAACGACCACUCUGACAAACAUGUCAUCACAGUCCGUAUUACAAAAUGUAAUAACAUAUAUCAUUGCUUUCAAAUUUGUUCCAAUGAUAUUUAGCAGUUUUAUGAAUACGAAUGUGAAUAUCAAAGACAAAGUUGGAAACACACCACUGCAUUCCAUUGUUGUAAGGUCAACGAAUGUCACGAAAUGUCUUGAUGCUGUGGAAACAUUGAUAGAACACGGUGCCAAUCCAUGCAUACGAUGUAGACGAGGAAAUUUACCAAUCGAUCAUUUUAGAACUGUUUCACCAUUGUUAGAGGAAUGUGAUAUUGAGAGGGGGGAACGAAUCUUGGGAUGUAAUAAAACAAAAAGUUACAUAAAAAAAGAAAAAUGUUAUUCUAUCUGUUGGACAUUUCUUUCUGUGGCCUGCUAUUUAUGGUUGUCUUUCUUUGGUGCAAAAAGGGUGUGCUAUGGACGUGGAUCUGGAAUAUCUGCAAAUGAUUCGAGAGAAUCUGGGCUAUUUCAAUUUCGCUACAUGUUCUAUUCGCAAGUAAUCUUUCUUAUUAUUCUGCAUCUUAUAUAUCUUCCAUCUGAAAUUAUGAUUCAGUCUUUGUUUGUUAGAAUGGGGAGCAUGCCUAUAAGAAGUGACAUAUAUUCCAAAAAACAAUUGUUAAGUAUCUCGUCGAACAUAGCCAUUGCCAUGGUCACAAUCAGAGUAUUAUUCUAUCACGGUAUAUCCAGUAACACAGGGCAAACAGUUUUCAAUCUGUAUUGUGUAUGGGUUUGUACUAUGUUACUAGUCAUUUAUUUUCCAUUUCCAGUUAUCCGCAAACAUCAGUCUUUACUGUUAACGGUUUUCAAGGUCACAUUGGUAAGUUUUCUUAUGGGAAUGAUUCUUGCACCUUUUCUUAGUUCAUCCAUAGAGAGCAAAAGUACAUGCAAUCUUGACCACCAGCAUUGGAGCUUCAUUGACUUUUACCGAUUUCUGAUCGCCAAAAUAUUUGUUUCCUUUUUCUGUAUAUUUUUAUUUAUUUCUAAAUUAGCAAAUCAAUUGUUUCAUAGUUUGUUGGAGCCAGUAUAUUGGUAUAGACACGUAUGCUGUUUUUUAUUAUACAGGUGGAUUCUCCUAUUUUUCAUAAUUGAGAUAUUGACUUUACCUGUCACAAUAGUUAUAUGCAACAUAGAAAAUUGCUAAAUGUACUUUAGUGUAUUUCUUAUUCAGCUUCAUACGCACUGGCAUGGACACUUUCUUUAAAUAAUGUACGUAUAAUUAAAAGAAAACUUAUCAUCAAUUAGUCUCAUAAGAUUAGUUUAAUCGGACUAUAUGUUAUCGCAAGUUAAUGUCGACAUCAGUAUUUGAGUUAUUUGUGAUGUAUUCACAUUACAUGACAAUUGUAUAACCUUGUACAUGUGAGUGAUUAUUGAAAUAAAAAUAACAUUAUCUAUG
Ostrea edulis (European flat oyster) is the source of this 5026-nucleotide messenger RNA. RefSeq lists its product as uncharacterized. Gene Ontology annotation, cellular component: cytoplasm. Gene Ontology annotation, molecular function: protein binding. The record is from RefSeq and is a predicted model, not a curated record. Lineage: Eukaryota; Metazoa; Mollusca; Bivalvia; Ostreida; Ostreidae. The transcript has 5 exons. The coding region runs from base 557 to 4774 and encodes 1405 amino acids.